GAUUGGCAGUCAAUUACAACAACCUGCGCCUCGCUCCUUAAUGUAUGAGUAUGUUGCCUGAGAGGGAAAACUGCAAGUUCAUUGGCAAACAGCGGCCGUUGAGAGUUGUUUCUGCGUAUUGCGCGUCUUUCCGUUAUUCAGCCAAGAUAGUCUUGAGGAACAUUUGAGAAGACUUGCGGACUUCGGUAUCUCAGGCGUCUGAGACGGUCAGCCCUUCCUCCCACAGCCCCGCUCGCUGACGGCGAUGGGACACGGACUCACGUCGCUGCCGAUUGAUAGCGAAAACCCGAGCCACUUUCCAAAGCAUGCGUUGACACUGGAAAUGGCGUAUCAUUAACUUGCCACUGAAACCUCAUUAGAUGCCGCAUUUGGGAACUUUCCAUGAAUACACACCGUUCAGGAGCAGAUUCGGCACUCUCAGGCGCCGGGAUCAUGCUGCGUACGCGUCACUCUUUAAACCGCCGGGGAUGCUUCACAGAGCCAAGUACAGUAUAGUCGCUUCAAAAACGAUGCCUUAUCAUUCCUGCAGGAAACAAGCAGUGCGUCACUGAGGCCAAGAACCCGGUAGCUCCUUUUCGCUGAUACCCGCUUCUCCGGCUGAAGAGCUGCCACCCGCGCUGUCUACCUGUGUGCCCACAAUGGCUCAUUUGAAACUGUCCGGUCCAGCCGAUUUACUUGUUCUCAAAUGCUUUCCGCGGGCUACAAAAAACGUGCCGAGAAUGAAAGUGAGCAACACCGUCAGCUCUCCCAGCCUCUCUCCUUUCUCGGCUCUGGGUCUAACGAACUACCUUUGUGCCCCUCCUCAGCCCAAGAACGACGACAAGGUGAGCAGGAUGCAGCCCGAGAGGGAACGGCUGGACAGAGCGCAGUGGGUCUGCGGCGCGGAUGCGGGCAAAGUCUCACAGCAACCUCAGGAGGACGAUCUCGACUCCGGCGUUCUUUACUCUGUGAGAUAUUUGGGUUGUGUGGAAGUGUUGCAGUCCAUGAGAUCACUCGAUUUCAAUACAAGAACCCAGGUCACAAGGGAAGCUAUAAACAGAGUGUGUGAGGCUGUUUUAGGCGAUAAAGCUGCCUUAAGAAAAAGGAAGCCUCCCAGCAAAGAAUUGUCUACUAUCUUGGGAAAGAGUAACCUCCAAUUUGCAGGACUGAGGACCAUAAUGAGCAUCUCUACGAGCAGCCUCAGCUUAAUGCUCCCAGACUCCAAACAGUUCGUUGCCAACCACAGCAUGCAGUCGGUCUCUUUUGCUUCUGGAGGAAAUCCAGACACAUGCAAUUUCGUUGCUUAUGUAGCCAAAGACCCAGUCAACCAAAGAGCAUGCCAUAUUUUGGAGUGUUUUGAUGAUUUGGCCCAUUGUGUUAUUAACAGCAUAGGACAAGCAUUUGAACUUCGUUUUAAACAAUACUUGAAGAACCCACAUCCAAUUAGUAAACCUCAUACUGAGAGAACUGCAGGCUUUGCAUUAUGGAGUAUGGAGGGUGACAGCCACAACUAUGGACACAACAAUGACAUCCCAGAUAAAGCAGCCUCUCCUGCAGGACUGCAGAAAGCAGAAGUUAACAAAGAUAUGGUGAUGCAGACUAAUAGUAAUCAAAUGAUUGAGGAUGGAAACAUUUCACAGAGUGCUAACUCAUCACCAAACGCCAUUUAUGAAAAUUAUUCCAAUCCACAAACAUCAACUUUCACUGGACUAGGCAAAGUUGUAAGCCCAUCAGAUCUUUUUGAUGAUCCAUCUUACAUGAACACCCAGAAUAUAAUGAAUCCUCACUCCUCUGCCAUGACAAAGGUGCCAGCAUUUGAUGCAAUUUCUCAGAACAGCUCAACAGAUAAAAGCCCAUCUGCGGUCCCCAUGCCUGCAACCCUCUCUUCCAUGAAAGAACAGCUGAUGAAGGAGAUCUGGUACUGUGGAAGAAUGAGCAGGCAGGAAGCUGAGAAGCUGCUCAUAAAAGAUGGAGACUUUCUGGUGCGGGAAAGCAUGACAACAUCAGGACAGUAUGUACUGACUGGGUUACAGGGAGGACAAGCCAAGCACUUACUUCUGGUGGACCCUGAGGGCAUGGUGAGAACCAAGGACCACAUAUUUGACAGCAUCAAUCAUCUGAUCAGUUACCACAUGGAUAAUCACCUGCCAAUCAUCUCAUCAGGAAGUGAUCUAUUUCUUAAGAAACCUGUCAAGAAGGAUAGAUGAAGAGAAGUUACUUUCAGUUUUAACCAUUGCACCUUCUCAAUGUUUUAAAAAGCAAGACCAUUCCAAUGGAAUACCAUUGUCUAUCUGUAUGUGGUCUCUUUCAAGAAAUAAAAAAUUCAGCCUACAAUGGUCAUGAUAACUUUGUACUUCUAAUUUAAACACGAUAAAUAAUUGUGAUUGGAGUGUCACUAUAAAUAAUUCAUGAUAUAUUAGGGAUAUAAAUCAUGAAAUAACAAAGCUACUUCAUUCUUGAACACAGGCUACAUUAAUCUCUUGAAAAAAGAAUGAGAACAUUAAUAGAGGAGUUAAAUUACCGAACUACUAGGCUAGAGACUUGGACGAUUGGACUGCAGACAUAAAAAUUCCAUGUGCCAAUUCAGAAUAUGAUGCACUUACCAUAUAACAAAACCAUAAUGUCAGAUCAGAAGAGAUCAAAUCAGAUUGUUUGAUUAUGUAGCCAUGUAACUAAUUUUAAGCACAAUUGGCUUUGAGAAGGUGGAAAAUCCAAUUCUAACUAAUUGCAGACCUUGGAACUGUGCCUUUAUGCUUCAGAUGUAUUACAACAUGUAUAGAUGCUUUAUACAAAGAAGCAAAUUAUUUUGCUAUAAACAGUUUCAAUGUUUCUUUAAAAUUUGUUUCAAUGCCUUGACAACAGAAUUCUAACCAGAAACCUUAGAAAAUGGGAUGGAAUUUAGUAAUGGUUUUCCUUGUAUCAAUACAUUUAAAGUACCAAUUCCAUUACUGCUUUAUUAAGCACUUUACUAACUGUACUAUUUUUUGUUCUUUAAGUUUAUUAGAAAAGGUAUCCCACAUGAAUGCAUAUUUAUGCCUUUAAGACAGAGCUAAAUAUUUCCAAUGGAACUUAAUUUUUUAACUUUGAAAUUACAUGAGAUACUAACAGAUUUAAGCUGGUAGAAAAAUAAUCAUCUUUAAGAACUGUACAAACUUUGAUAUACUUUUGUGAAAGAUAAAAUAUAUAUCUAAGGUAAUUUAGCUGUUACAUAUGCAUCACUGUAUAUCAAAAAGGAUUAUUAAUUGGAAAUUAGAAUUCCAGUCAGAAUGGUGUUUUUUUUUGCUGGUUUAAACACUGGACUACAAACAUGACUAUUCUUUUACAUCCUUUUAUCAAAGCAUAGCAUGAUUACAAGUGGUGGUAAAUCAUUUGGGUGAAAGCUCAUCCAAUCCAAAACACAUAUUAAAAUUAAUAAUUUUUUUUAAAUUCUGGAAGUGCAUGACUAUGUUUGAAAUAUGUCAUUUGUAAAUAUUAGAAUUGUGCAGCCUUACUUUUCACUUUUGUAAAGAAUAAAAUAUUAUUUUAUUCCUGG
Hypanus sabinus (Atlantic stingray) is the source of this 3511-nucleotide messenger RNA. Its product is annotated as SHC-transforming protein 1-like. The record is from RefSeq and is a predicted model, not a curated record. Gene Ontology annotation, cellular component: plasma membrane. The transcript is spliced from 12 exons. Gene Ontology annotation, biological process: cell surface receptor protein tyrosine kinase signaling pathway; intracellular signal transduction. Bases 639 to 2186 code for a protein of 515 amino acids. NCBI's taxonomy places the organism in Eukaryota, Metazoa, Chordata, Chondrichthyes, Myliobatiformes, Dasyatidae. Gene Ontology annotation, molecular function: receptor tyrosine kinase binding.